AUGUCAUUGUCCAAGCCCCGGAGCCUCCCUCAACUGGGCGCGGGCGAGGUCACACUGCUGGACCUGGCAGCUGACGACCCGCGAGACACUGUAUCUUUUUCAGACAAAGAAGCUUCGAUCAUCCAACUAUAUCAUCAGAUCCAGGAGCAGGAGUUGGAAAAAGCGCUUCUAGAACAAGAUCUGGAGCCAGUGUCCAUAAGCAAUGCCGAGGAGCUCGCGGCUGCAGAACGCGAGCUACUCGACGCGAGAGCAACCUACACCGUCAGGAAGAAAGUGGUCAGCACCGUCCUCAUAACAGACCCUAUCCUCAAGGCUAUUCAUCUGAAAGGGACAUCCCCUGCUGAGCGAGCUCUUUUCCGUCUGAUCAACCGGCGCGAUGCAUUAUCUCUGGUGCAAGAGAACCUGACCGAGGCGCAUACUUCGACAAUGAAAAAGCUCUCAAACCUCGAGGUAGAGAACUUGCAGCUCCAUCAAGAGAACCAAAAGUUGGCCCGGGAGCUACUUGAACUUACGGAAGACGACGACUCCUGGAGGGAGCAGCUUGAUGACGCUGAGCUCAAGCAGCAGCUUGCGCAACUCGAGGAAGAGCAGAAGAAAAGUAAAUCUCGAUGGGAAGUCAUCAAGAGCGUCGCAAGUGCGAUUGUUGUCGGCAGCGGAGUGAAUUGGGUGGACGACGAGGAUCUCACGGCUCUUGUGCUCGACGAGUCAAAUGAGUAA
Messenger RNA from Aspergillus mulundensis, 717 nucleotides. Its product is annotated as centromere protein H. NCBI's taxonomy places the organism in Eukaryota, Fungi, Ascomycota, Eurotiomycetes, Eurotiales, Aspergillaceae. Gene Ontology annotation, cellular component: kinetochore. Gene Ontology annotation, biological process: kinetochore assembly. The coding region runs from base 1 to 717 and encodes 238 amino acids. The record is from RefSeq and is a predicted model, not a curated record. The transcript has 3 exons.